Aspergillus chevalieri is the source of this 2736-nucleotide messenger RNA. Its product is annotated as ribonuclease P/MRP protein subunit POP1. Gene Ontology annotation, biological process: tRNA 5'-leader removal. Gene Ontology annotation, cellular component: nucleolar ribonuclease P complex; ribonuclease MRP complex. The coding region runs from base 1 to 2736 and encodes 911 amino acids. The record is from RefSeq and is a predicted model, not a curated record. The transcript has 2 exons. Lineage: Eukaryota; Fungi; Ascomycota; Eurotiomycetes; Eurotiales; Aspergillaceae.
AUGUCCUCCAACCUACCCUUCAAACGCAAGAAACCCACCCCCCAAACCUCCGCCGACCGCAAACGCGCCAAAACUCUCGAUGCGCGCACUCUAGCCGCCCAGUCCGCCGACGCCGCCCUCUCCGCGUCCGGCGAGCUCGAUGCCGCCGCGUACCUGUCCGCGCGCGAAUUCGAGAUCCAAGCUCUAGAACGGGGCAUCCAGCAGUCGAAAGCUGCGGGAACAAGUCGCGCAUUUCAGCAAGUUCCACGGUCGCUGAGGAGACGCACGGCUAGCCAUAAUGUGAAGAGGGUGCCGCAGCGGUUGAGGGCGAGGGCUAAGCGGGAGAUGAUAGAAGACAACACCCCGACGGUAACGGCCCGCCGGCGAAAACCAACCUCCCACCUCCGUCUCCGUCUCGAAACCGCCCGCCGUCUCCAAAACCUCAACCGCAAAACCAAAUCCAAAAGAGCGCACUCCAAAGCAAACCAAUCCCGCGAAACCCGCGAGCAACUCGAAGCCUCCGGAAGCCAUGCGUACAACACCGCGCCCCGCGUCCCCAAAAUCAAAAAAUACAAGCUCUCUCGCCCCCCACCGCCAGAGUCGAAAUAUAAGAAACGUCAACGGUGCAAAACAUGGCUGCCCACGCAUGUAUACCACGCCAAGCGCGCGCAUAUGACAGAGUCGUGGCGCUUUGCUGUGCCGCUGUCGCCGACGGAGAAGAGUUAUCGGCCGACGCACCGCGCGCGUGGGCAGAGGGGCGCUGUGGCGUGGGAUAUGAGUUAUGUGUCUACCAUUCAGAUCGAGGGGAGUGAGGCUGGGCUUGAGGCGGUGUUGAGGGGUGUUGGGAUUGAAGGGGAGGAGGUUUGGGAUGUGAGGGGGAGGAAAUGGAGAGCUGGGACGAGGGUGUUGCAGACUUGGGUGUUUGGGAGGGAGAAGAAGGGUCCUAUUGCGCCGGUGACGUUGAUACGGGCUGCGGAGGAGAAGGGAUUGGGGUUGGAUGCGAAGGAGGUGGAAAUGGUGGAUGCGGAUGCGCCCAGCAAGAGCAGCAAGAAGAAGGAUCGGAAGAAGAUCUUUAUUCGGGUUCACCCAUCUGCAUUUUUGCAAUUGUGGAAUGAGCUCUUGGAGGUCUCCAAGAUGCAGAGCCCGCCGGUGAUGGUGGAAGAUCUGCGGUUCGAGAUUGGUAGCAUCGAGGUGACCGGGCCAGGUGCUACAGAGGCCCUGAUCGCGACCCUACAGCCUACGGACGGAACACCGGCUCCUGGCAGUCCAGAAUCUACGUGGACGUCAUUACUGGGGGUUACAAAUCCAUCCUCACUACCGCAGAACGCCCUCCUUGCCUUCUCCAUCUCCGAUCCCCGCCUUCAUUUCCCUUCCCAGACCCUGCGACCUGCAUCGGACGAGACGCAUAUGCAAGACCAAGCCAUACUUCUUGCAUCAUGGCCACCAGACCAGACCCAAAGUACCGCCAAGCUCUUCGACCGACCCUCCCGGUUGGCCGCCACACGGCAACUCCCCAGCCAAAAAGCGAUCAACCGACGACGCACCUUAGCCGGACCCGGAAAUCGACCCUCACGCCAGGAUUCUGAUCCGCACAUUCCACUUAUGGCCUUUGCGUCUCGACCGGCGACGGCAUCCGGAAAGAAGACCACCGAUCACGCCGGCAAUCUACCCGGAUCCUGGACCGUGCUGCUACCCUGGAAAUGCGUGCUUCCCGUAUGGUACACGCUCAUGUACUAUCCGCUGUCUAGCGGCGGCAAUCCACGCUUCGGCGGACUACAGGAACAGCAACAGUUGGCCUUUGAGGCGGGGACGCCCUGGUUCCCGGGUGACUUCCCUGGUACGCGUGCAGGGUGGGAAUGGGAACUGCAGGAGCGCGAGCAGCGACAUAAACAAUGGGGGAGUCGACCCAAGGGACGACGGGUGGAAUUCGAUCGUCUGGACUUGGGUAAUGGAGGAAGUAGGGGGGAGAUCGGUCGAGGAUGGGCGUGUGACUGGGAGCGAUUAUUAUUAGGCUCGCGGGAGGAGCCGCAGUCGCAAUCGCGAUCGCAGCAUCCGGAUUCCGAACACGGCGAACACGCAGGGCACCAAGAAAAGCAGCCCGCAGAAGCUCAAAAAUUAGACGAUCCUGCCAAUGCAGAUGCAGCUGCACAUCUUGCACAUCCACGGGAUCUGAGACCGCCCAUCUACAUCCACCAACUCCGUGCAAGCGAAGCCAAGCAAAAGCUCUCUGCUCAAUACGAGAUGGACCCUAAGAGCGACGGCGGUGCCUUGGCGACCGUGCGGAUCUGGCUGGUGCGUCGAGGCACGCCUUCACCGCGCGCGCGGAUCUAUCGUCUGCCUGAGGGGGAGAUAGGGCGGCGCUGGCUAGACCUGGAGAAAUUACAUAAGGCGCCUGCAAAGGAAAACAAAUCCGGGCUGAGCAUGGGCAUGUCACCAGAAGACGCGCGCCGGUCGCUAGCGACAUCACUAAUUUCUGGCCCAAGCUCAAAAUCCGGAUCCAGAUCAGGUUCAGGUUCAGGGGACGGAGAAGAUGAACUUCCGAUUCCCACGGAAGAGGAUCUGAUUGGUUUCGUCACGACGGGAGGAUAUAACCUUGCUGAAGGGCAGGGGACGGGGAUCGGGUCCAUAGCAAUGGCCCGGGUUAUUGCCAGGAAGACUACUAGUAGUAGCAGUGCUAGGAAGGGGACAGUGAAUAAGUGUAUUGUUCGAGGGGCGGGAGAAAGAGUGGGGAGAUUGGGAUAUUGGGAGAUGAUUUGA